UGCUUGUGAACGCAACUCCAUUACACAUGUGACUCGUCACCGGUUCACACUCGUCAGUUCUGGUUGUCCUUUGGUUAUUUGAAUGAAAUCAAAAGAUGUAAAUAUGCUUUAGAAUUACUUGUGAGAGUUGCAGCUGAACAUUCAAAUAGGCCAUUGUAGAGACCGCAACAUCUUAUAAAAGACUGUUAAGUAUGUAUUCAUAUCAGUGUAAGUUAGCAACAGUAUUUCUCAGUAUUUAAAUAGCUCUUGAUUUUCAUGUACUUGUGUCAUUUAACCCGAAGCAGAGGAACAGAAGUGGCGAAUGAAGCCGUCAAGCAUUGAAUGAUCGUUCGGAGUCUCGGCUGAGAAUAUUUUUGAAGUUGAAACGGCCAAAACAUGAUAUCUCGUCAGAGUAAGGAUUUCCUCAUACGGAUCGCGGGAUAUUGGAGACCGCUUUUCAGAGGCAGAUUUCUCAUUGUGACGAACACUGUGAGCUGCGGGGGAAUGUUGGCGGUGGGCGACUUGAUCCAGCAGACCCGCGAGAUAGGCAGGACACCCGGCCGAACACGUGACUGGUUCCGUACAGGUUGUAUGUUUGCAGUGGGAUGCUCAAUGGGCCCCGUUAUGCAUUAUUGGUACCAGUGGCUCGACAAGUACUUUGUCGGCAAUGGUAUUAAUAAUGUCUGCAAGAAAGUGCUUACUGAUCAGCUGGUCGCUUCGCCAACACUUGGGGCCUGGUAUUUUCUUGGUAUGGGUAUAAUGGAGGGCCACACUUUGUCUGAGGCGCAAACAGAAUUCAGAGACAAAUUCUGGGAGUUUUACAAGGCAGAUUGGUGUGUUUGGCCAGCAGCUCAGAUGGUAAACUUCUACUUCUUGCCACCCAAAUUCCGUGUCCUUUAUGUGAAUAUAAUUACCCUGGGUUGGGACACUUACCUCUCCUACCUUAAACACAGAGACCAAGUAGAAAGUGCCAUUAAAGAUGUUGAUUGAACUGUCUGAAGAAUUCUGAAGAAAUGGUGGACUAUUUAUAAACACAGCUUUGAUCACAAAAAUUAAAUGAAUUGUCAUUAUGCACGAGUGUUAGUGGACAAUUUACAGUUGUUGUUUUUUUUUUUUUUUUUUUUUUUUUUAAAUGUAAUUGUUUUCAUAUUAUUUUGAGCUUUUAUCUGGUAAUGUCAGGUACAUUGACCAUUUUGCCAUUGCCAUGUUGUUUCGAGGUGUUUUUAAUGAUUUAGAAUCAUUUUUUAAUUGUCCCAAAUCUGUUGAGAAAAAAAUAGUACAAUUGUUUUACAAUUAUAUUCUUAUAGUUGACAGUUUUUUAGUUAUCUUUUGUUAAGAAGUCAUACUUUCAGUUUAGCCAAGCAUGUUUAUGAUCACAGUAAUGUGCGACUACUUCAUAUGCACUGGUGGCAGGGCCCCUGGGGGUUCUGCAAUUUCAUGACAUUUCUAACAUUACAUUGAACAUUAACUAAUGAUCUGAUAAGAAUUAUAUAAUGUAUUCUUGUUAUACAAUAAUGUAUAUAAUUUAUAAUAAUGUUAUUUGUAUUUUUUAUUUUUUUUUAAAUAUGGGUGGCUGGUUGUCUGGGUGGGGGGUCCCAGUGUCUGUAAAGGUUGAAAACCCAUUUGCUGGAGGAAUGCAUAACAUAUCACUGCAUAAGUUCAUUUGAACUUAACAUGUAGCUUUUUACUGUUUCAAAGUUGCUCAUAAAUUGCCAUUACAUGCAAAUUAUUAAGUGUAUUUUUUGAUGAUAAAAAUGUACCAAUUUA
This is a messenger RNA of Myxocyprinus asiaticus (Chinese sucker), 1746 nucleotides long. RefSeq names its product MPV17 mitochondrial inner membrane protein like 2 (gene mpv17l2). NCBI's taxonomy places the organism in Eukaryota, Metazoa, Chordata, Actinopteri, Cypriniformes, Catostomidae. Gene Ontology annotation, cellular component: membrane; cytoplasm. The transcript is spliced from 5 exons. The coding region runs from base 376 to 969 and encodes 197 amino acids. The record is from RefSeq and is a predicted model, not a curated record. Gene Ontology annotation, biological process: mitochondrial ribosome assembly.